GCUGUUGUUCUGAUCUCUGCUGAUCUGUGUUUAAACGUGUUGGGUUAACUCUUCAAGCAACAAGAAAAUCUUGGCAAAACUCGACUGACAAGAGAGUUCGUACACUGCAAUUCCAUCUAUCUUACAGCUUGCACAACAUGACCGGAAAAGCUGUUUUCCUGGCAGCAUUACUGCUUACCACUUUGCUCGUCUCUGCCGUCCAAUGCGUGAAACCACCAGUGACAACAACCCCGCCAACCCCGCCGGCCCCACCUUCGGAAAACUUGCCUCCUGAGGAAUUCUUCCUUCUGGAGAGCCUCACUUUCUGCGCGCCCCCAAGCAAGUUCGUAUCACCCACUCUUCGCAAUGGUGGAAAGCGUGUUUGUGCAGUGUCCAUGAGCUCGGUUCAGAACAAUGAUAACCCAUUGGUUACAGCAUUCAAGAAAGCUUACAUCUCGUUAGAGGAAAUCCUUGUUGGCAUCACCCAAGGACCCUCCAUGGCAAGUGCAGCACACCUGCUUGAAGAAGACAGGCUCUUGGGGUCGCGCAGGUUGGCAAGAGCCAAGAAAUCAAUCAUGAACCGCAUUGCCACCUUGAAGAACAAUGAAGAAGAUACAGCCAGCAUGGCUGAUAUGUACGGUGGAUUUUACUCCCCAAAAAUCAAACCUGAGAAGCACGUACCCUGGGAAGAGAAUGUGUUUGAGAGUGGAACAAGGCUAAUGAAGACCGCAAAGCUUGGCGAUUGUUAUGGACCUACAUUCUCUGAGGACACGUCGCAACUCGAGCUCUCUGGAGGAUAUUUUGAGGGUGACGGAGAAGCGGAGUCAAUCGUUGCGAAACACCAUCAAAACAAGGAAUCGAAGGUAAGAAAUCGAGCUGAAUAUUUUCCUACACUGACAAUAUUUGUGUACUCAGUAUAGCGCUUCGAAAUUGCGUGAAAAGUAUGGAACCAAGAUUGUUGAGUAGCUUGUAUACAAACUAAAGUGUGAUUCGGCUCAUUGUGUGAAAACAUGAAUUUCAAG
Molecule: messenger RNA, 1001 nt
Organism: Guillardia theta CCMP2712
Lineage: Eukaryota; Cryptophyceae; Pyrenomonadales; Geminigeraceae
Exons: 1
Coding region: 138-899 (253 amino acids)
Source: RefSeq, a predicted model, not a curated record